GGCAGUUAGGCUAUGUAGUAAUUAGGGGAGCAAAUACAAGGCUCUUUAUCUGCCUUCACCUGAGGUGAAAAAUGGAAAUCCGUCCCUUCUUCUUCUUCUCCUAUCAUAGCCUACAGUGCUUUAUAGGCAGUAAUCCCUUUAGUCCACCAACGGUAGCUUUAUCAGAUACAGCUGUAAGGAUGUGAUCUAAACACAGUCAAAGCAGUUCCAAGUGACUUCAAUAAAAGAAUUUACCAGGGAGUCCGAGUAAAACACACAGUCAAAGACCUUCUUGCAGAAAAAAGAUCUAGACAGACAACGAGUUCAAGGUUGAAUAACGGUACCAACGCAUCCCAGACUCCAUUUGUCCAAAUGUCAAGUUCUCCACACUUGUCUGGGUAUUAUGGAGUUAGGAGGCCGUUCCUUACUGAUCCUGAUUGCUAUGCUACAAAACAAUACUCAAACGAGUAUUACCCUUCAUCUCUGGGUUCAAAGUCAUUAGCAUGUGACCCAACCUCGAUCCAAAGUUACCCAGCUAUCCUAGAUCCCUAUUACACAGAUUCAAUGGGGGACUAUCGAGGGACAACCAUAACAACCGGCACCAGCUCAUUGUUUAGCACGUCAUCUCUGCCACCUCUUGUAUCUCACUUCUCUGCUGACCCCUCACAUUAUUCAAUGAGAGACUCUUUGGAGCAAACUGUGCCUGACACAAUAAACCAGUUGGAUGUCCUAGGCUCUGACACUUCUCAAACUGUUUCAUCAUCCACAAGUUGCCUGUCACCUGAAUCGGGAAGCACUCACUAUAGGAGUUCAAUAAGGGCAAAUUCAACCCAAGGAACUCAGCCUUAUCCCCUUCAUGCUCUUGAUGAUGCACAUUACUCAUCCAGUUAUCCAGCUACCUGCACUUAUGCCUUCUCCCCAUUCAUGACAGUGGCCAAUGAACUCACACCAAAGAUGGUUCAUCACCUCUCUUCAGAUUCCCAUUCGGAGAAUGGAUCCCUUCAGGAAAAUUCUGCUUGGCCAAAGGAUGACGCAAAUUUAGCGUGGGGAGCUUAUGAACUCAGAAGAAAUUACUGAAAACAGACACUUAUAAGCUUGCAGCUAAAAUUGUUGAUAAUGAAUGGAUAACUUAAUUGAUAAUACAUAGCAAAUAAAAAUAAGACCUAUUUGUAUUCAUAUAUAAAGAGCUUUUUGUUUAGAAAACCCUGACCUGGACAAUAUCACAAUUUUGGCACACAAGCACAGAGCAGAUUUCACGAAUUGCUUCAUCCAUUCUGGCUAUUUCUGCUGAUUUUAGUGCAUUGCGCAUUGUGGAUGGUUAUAUAAGACAACUGUCUUAUAUACUAACUAUGGAAUCUCUUAUCCAGCAAACUUUUUUUCCAAAGUGCUAUGAAAUCCAGAAUGCCACUCCCCACAGUGCAUUUUUUUUAAAUAUCUCUUCUCUCUUUUACUGUUCACUCUCUAAAAACAUGACAGUGCUUUGUAGCUGAUGUUUAUUAACCUAGAAUAAAUCCUCUUGAUAAAAUGUGUUUGUAUAUUUAAAUGUAUUAUAGUUGUUGACUAUUAUUUAAAAUAUGGAAUACAAAAUCUAG
Molecule: messenger RNA, 1571 nt
Organism: Xenopus laevis (African clawed frog)
Lineage: Eukaryota; Metazoa; Chordata; Amphibia; Anura; Pipidae
Gene: pou2af2.L
Product: chromosome 11 open reading frame 53 L homeolog
Exons: 5
Coding region: 352-1056 (234 amino acids)
Biological process (GO): regulation of DNA-templated transcription; positive regulation of DNA-templated transcription; DNA-templated transcription
Cellular component (GO): nucleus
Molecular function (GO): sequence-specific DNA binding; transcription coactivator activity; POU domain binding
Source: RefSeq, a predicted model, not a curated record